AUGGCUGGCCGCUACAACUCAUCCCAACAGGCGCCAUUAGAGCAAGAGCAGCGGUCCGCUGGCCCUAGCGGCAAUGGGUCUGCAUGCGCCGGCGUUAGGUCAGCUGUGGACCUGCGGAGCGCAAUGGAGGAUGCCCUUCCCAGAACAUUGCAAGUCCUGGGAGCGACCGGCGUCAACGCCACUAUAGGGGACUUUGCAUGUAACAGCAUGACAUUAACAUUCGUCUCGACGACGGCCCUCACGGUCCAAGGUGGGGACAUGGCGGCAGCGGUGGCGCGAGCUCUGUCAUCACCGGUGGCCGAGCAGCAGCUGGAGUCCUUGCUUGCACAGGAGUUAGACUUAACUGAUUUAGUUGUUAGCCUGGUGGUUGAGGAGCCAAGUGAUUGA
Molecule: messenger RNA, 387 nt
Organism: Volvox carteri f. nagariensis
Lineage: Eukaryota; Viridiplantae; Chlorophyta; Chlorophyceae; Chlamydomonadales; Volvocaceae
Exons: 4
Coding region: 1-387 (128 amino acids)
Source: RefSeq, a predicted model, not a curated record